UCGAUAUAUAAGUUUUAUCUUAACGAUUUUUUUCUUAUAUCUAAAAAUUUUAAUUACAGUAAUGUAGAUGAGAAAUACAUAUCAGUAGCGUCUAUGACGAAUGAUGGACUCGCCUUUGUCGUGCGAAAUGCUUCACAUGUAAUUAACACGCUCGCUUUGAAUGACUUUUUCAUUUUAAAGAUUAAGGAUUAAAGAUUAAUUUUUCACUUAAAGAGACAUCUCGUUUACCGAGGCGAAUGCGUUAUUAUUAGACAUUACUUCAACAGCAAUGUUAAUUAUUAUGAUGUCAGUUCUUCGAUCGAUUAAUGCAUUUGUGGGUCGGCCGUAAUGGCGCAUACCAGCAAAUAACCAUCGCAAUUGCAAUUUACACUAUUGAGUCUAGGGUACACAAAGACAGGUCACACUCAUAACGUAGCUAUUAUCAAGAUGAAGUGUUUAUUACUAUUCAUAUAUAUUUUUCAAAGGCACGACGUAUAUUCACCGAGUGUCAGUUUGAACAACGUUGCACAUAGAAGCAGCGAGUCUCGACAAUCGCGACGGUCUGUUUUUGCUGCUACAACUUGCCAUAAUACAAACAGAAUAGAAAUUACGUACUCAUUAAAAUGUAUCGACCGAUACUCUAUUGUGAAUGCUUGAUCCCUUGACACACUGGUCAGCCAUUCACGUGACUUAUCAGUCAAUCAAUAACUUAUCAAUGCCAUUUAUGCCAUUAGCUCUCGGAGAUAUAACGUCCGAUUAAUCCCGCCGCGUUUCAAUACUCUCUUGAACCUUUAGUUCCACAGAUUUCAUUUUAACGCUGCCUUGAACAGACAACUUUUUUAACACCGCGAAACAGCGAAAACAAAUAUUUAAGACAUCAUCAAGGUCAUAAUAAUACUGAAUCAUAUUAUUAGAAUUGAAAUUGAACCUAUCUUGCUAUUUUAGCUCCUACUGUACUGUAGAAUUAAAGGUUUAACAUAAGGCCAAAAUUUCGACUCGGAUUAAGUUGGCUAAAGCACACAGAUAUGUGCACACACACAUACACACACACGGGGCCCGUAAUAUGUUGUUUCAUACCUUCGUUGUCAAAAUGCCUCUCUCGUUUUCCGCACGAGGAGCACAGAAUCUCGCGGCCCGAAUCGGACGUUAUUUCGUGACUUUCGUCGAGUAUCUCUGCUCAGCUGAGUCACACAUCUUAUGAGCCAGCGUAAAUUGCGCGUUUUCGAUCGCAUCGUCGUCGGUGCAUCCGACUGCCGAGAUGCCACGCCAGGUCAGCCAGGAAAGAUAGAAGUUCACGAUGGGGCCGGGCAGGCCAGGAGUACGCCGACGCCGAGCCGGUGUAAGACAUCGGUGUCAUUAUCGCGCGGACAGUCCGCGACGAGCCGCGCACGAUCAACGGCGACGAGGGUGGCGCGGAAAUUGGCCAGGAGAGCGCACAGUUUGCUUCCAAAUGUAACCGAGCGCUUGACAUUCCCGCAGACCGUGAAAAUGGUGUCCAUAAAGAAACUCGCGAUAGGCGGUGCCGCCAUGUUCCUUUUCGGCAUUCUCUUCGGCUUCGUGGGGUUCCCCAAGCUGCUCCGCUCGCAAAUCAAGAAGGCAAUCGCGUUGAAGCCGGGCAGCGAGAUACGUGAAAUGUGGACGGCUUUCCCGCUGCCGCUGGACUUUAAAGUCUAUAUGUUCAACGUAACCAACGCUGACGAGAUCAUGCAAGGUGGGAAACCGAAGCUGCAAGAAGUGGGGCCUUUUUUCUACGACGAGUACAAGGUGAAGUUGGACCUGAUAGACCGGGAAGACGACGACAGCGUGGAGUACAGUAUGAAGUCAAUAUGGUAUUUCAAUAAGAAGAAGAGCAACGGUCUGACCGGGGACGAGGACAUGGUGUUUCCUCACCUUAUGAUCCUCGGCAUGGUGAUGGCCACCCUCAGGGACAAGCCCGCCGCAGUCGGGGUCGUCGGCAAGGCGGUGAACAGCAUCUUCCACAAUCCGGACUCGAUAUUCGUGAAGGCCAAAGCGAAGGAUAUACUCUUCGACGGUCUGCCGGUCGACUGCACGGUGACGGACUUCGCGGGGGCGGCGGUAUGCAACGUGUUGAAAACGGAGGGCAAGGAAUUGAUACCGGACGGCGAGGGUCGCUACAAGUUCUCCCUCUUCGGUGGGAAAAACGGAACCGUCGUGCCGGAGCGCAUGCGAGUCAUGCGCGGCAUCAAGAAUUUCAAGGACGUCGGACGUGUCCUGGAAUUCGACGGCAAGCCCGCGCUAGACAUCUGGCCGGAGGAUCACUGCAACCAAUUCAACGGCACCGACUCGACGAUUUUCCCGCCUCUUUUCGGGCCGGACGACGAUAUCGUCUCAUUCGGCUUCGAAAUCUGUCGGAGUCUCAGCGCACAUUUCAGUCACCACACCAAGGUCAAAGGCGUCAACACUCUUCGUUACACGGCGAAUCUUGGUGAUGGUAGCAAAAAUGAGGACGAGAAGUGCUUUUGCCCGACACCGGAAACCUGUCUGACGAGGAAUCUCUACGACAUGACGAAAUGUCUGGGCGUUCCCAUCAUCGGUUCCCUGCCGCACUUUUACGAUUCCGAAGAGAAGUACCUGACGAUGGUCGACGGCUUGAAUCCUAAGCAGGAAAAUCACGAGAUCGACAUGGAUUUCGAGCCAAUGACGGCUACUCCGAUACGCGCGCACAAGAGGUUGCAGUUCAACAUGUUCGUACAUCCGGUACCCAAGUUCAAGCUGAUGAAGACCUUCCCUGAGGCGUUGCUGCCGUUGUUCUGGGUGGAGGAAGGGAUACUUCUCGAUGACCAAUUCGUCAACAAGGUGAAGAUAGUGUUCAAGGCGAUAAUAGCCGUCAACUUUAUCAAAUGGCUCUCGGUGCUCGGCGGGAUAGGAAUGGGUUGCGCGGCUGGCGCGUUGUACUAUAAGAAUCGCGACACCGGCAAGCUCGAGAUCACGAAAGUCACCCCGAAGCUCGACAGCAGGGCGGACAGCAAAAUGGAGAAGAACUGGCCGCCCGGCAUGAACAUCAGCACGAUACAAGCGGCGUCGGUGCCACCCAGCCUCGAUAGAAAUUGAAGCGAUUUUAGCAGCAGGUUAAUAUCAGUAUUAACGUCACGAGGAUUUAUCCUAACAGGCUCGGAUAUUUUUCUAAUUGAAAUUAUCCAAGUAGCAGAGUGAUGUCAAAUAUCACGUUAACGGCAAUGACCGUAUCUGAUAUCAAAUGAUGUUCUCUGACGUCACUCUGCUCUAGGUAUUUCUCAACAAUAUGCGAUAAUGAACGUACAACGACGAUACAUUAUCGAUGGGCUGAGUGUGACAGUGGUCUAAUUUUCCCGCAUUUUCCAAAGUAUGAAAUAAAUCUCAAGGUUGAAAAUAUUAGCCAUAUUAAUUUCUUCAUAUUGUUUCUUAAAAAAAACUAAAGGUAGAUCCAAUGAUCAUUGUUGCAUGAAACCCUCAUACCAGGUCUGUUUCCUGCUCCUGAACUAGGUUACAUUUUUUACCGUUAGAGUGAGACAAGUAGAUAGCUUAGCGUUGAAGAGAAAAGGAACAAAGUCCUAGUGCGGUCCUAGUUCGGCAGAAACAGAAAACAGACCUAUCGAGUGAUAAUUUCUUUAAGAUAUAUGAGGAAUUAAUUUGUAAAAAGCUACUAAUAACAAAGGAAAACGCGAGGAAUAAUGAAGUUAUCCUUUUUUAUUAAAAUAGAAAAGAAAAACAUUGAAUAUAUUGCGGCGUUACAUGUAAUUACAAUGUAUCUGACUGCAGUUGGUUUUUCAAACUCUAGCAGAAGGACAGAUAAAUUUCCCAAAGAAGAUAGAUAAGGACUAUAUAGCUAAGAUUCAAACAAUAUUAUGAAAUAUAUAUUUCAAAUUGACUAUUUAACUACCUCGUUGUAAGAGUGUUAAAGUGUCUCUUAAAGUUUUCAGUAAUGCACUUUUAUGUACAAUACAAUCGGCUCAAUAUCUAUGUUUUGCGGUUUCUUAAGUUCUCGAUUGUCUAUAGUAUAUGUAUAUUUUUGAUGUUGUUCUGAAUUUUUUAACGCUCUGUAAAAUUAGAAAUCUUGAUUUUAAUGAUGAUUCAGCACGAUUUUAGAAAGUUUUAAAAAAACUAAGCACCGCCGACCCCACAUAACGGAAAUGUCCAAAAUACAUCAUAGGGAUAUCCUAAAGAUGCUGUGUGGGAUGAAAGACUGCACGCGCAAAAUAUGCCUGAUAGUCUUAAGAAAAUCAUUUAGCGUUUUCUAGUCAGAGCAGAAAUGAAUAUUAACAAUACUUAUUAUCAUCUAACUGCACACGAGUAGAUGAAACAGCAGGCGCCAACAAAGAACUAAAUUCCCAAAGAACUAUAUCCGGCGAGAAAUGAACAUUUGAAUUGACGUCAAAUCGACACAAUCGAAUUUCAUUUCGAAACAAUCGAAAUUACAUCGAAUCGACGUCGAUUUGACAUCGAUGAGUUAUUUCUCGUUGGGGAUGUGUUGAAAUAAAUUAAUCCAUUUUUAACCUGGAGAUAUAUGCGUUUAUUUUUUAGCAAAACUACUCGAGUGCUAUUGACCGCUCUCAAAGAUAAUAAUACUUAAGUACUUCCCAAACAAUUAGUGCGCCUAAAAAUGUUUAAAAAAAAACUGCGAGGAAAAUAAAUGUAAUAUUAAAACUGUAUAAUAUUAGUAUUACAUUUGAAUUAUCUUGAAUUCAAAGCCUGAUCUGUUCGCAUACACUUAAUUUUAGUACAUUAUAUUUAAUUUUAAUAGAUGAAACAAU
Messenger RNA from Dinoponera quadriceps, 4730 nucleotides. Its product is annotated as sensory neuron membrane protein 1-like. NCBI's taxonomy places the organism in Eukaryota, Metazoa, Arthropoda, Insecta, Hymenoptera, Formicidae. The coding region runs from base 1177 to 3051 and encodes 624 amino acids. The transcript has 9 exons. Gene Ontology annotation, cellular component: membrane; cytoplasm. Gene Ontology annotation, molecular function: scavenger receptor activity. The record is from RefSeq and is a predicted model, not a curated record.